CAGAGCGAUUCACGUCCCGGAAGCGGCCGUGGCGGUGGCGGCGUAGGCGGAGGAGAUUUUCGGACUUGCGACUUCCGAACGGCCCUGGCAGGAGGAGCGGCGUUCGGCCGGGGCGGGCCUGAGGAAACGCUCUGGGGCCCAGUGGCUCUCCCCCUGCUCCUGCCCGAACCUGCCGUCUCUCUUACGGAGCCAGUGGCCGGGAUGCAGACUUCAGAACGUGAGGGGAGUGGGCCGGAGCUGAGCCCCAGCGUGAUGCCCGAGGCUCCCCUGGAGUCUCCACCUUUUCCUACCAAGUCCCCAGCGUUUGACCUUUUCAACUUGGUUCUCUCCUACAAGAGGCUGGAGAUCUACCUGGAACCCUUGAAGGAUGCAGGUGAUGGUGUUCGAUACUUGCUCAGGUGGCAGAUGCCUUUGUGUUCCUUGCUGACCUGCCUGGGCCUCAACAUCUUGUUCCUCACUUUGAAUGAGGGUGCAUGGUACUCAGUAGGUGCCCUGAUGAUUUCAGUGCCCGCCCUGCUGGGCUACCUUCAGGAGGUUUGCCGCGCACGGCUGCCUGAGUCUGAGCUGAUGCGGAGGAAGUAUCAUAGCGUGAGGCAGGAGGACCUGCAGAGAGUUCGCCUGUCUCGUCCCGAGGCCGUGGCUGAGGUGAAGAGCUUCUUGAUCCAGCUGGAGGCCUUCCUGAGCCGCCUGUGCUGCACCUGUGAAGCUGCCUACCGUGUGCUGCACUGGGAGAACCCCGUCGUGUCCUCACAGUUCUAUGGGGCUCUUCUGGGCACGGUCUGCAUGCUGUAUUUGCUGCCACUCUGCUGGGUCCUCACCCUUUUAAACAGCACCCUCUUUCUGGGGAAUGUGGAGUUCUUCCGAGUUGUGUCUGAGUACAGGGCAUCUCUGCAGCAGAGGAUGAACCCAAAGCAGGAAGAGCAUGCCUUUGAGAGCCCUCCACCACCAGAUGUUGGGGGGAAGGGUGGUCUGAUGGACAGCACGCCUGCCCUCACACCCACGGAGAGUCUCUCUUCCCAGGACCUCACACCGGGCAGCGUGGAGGAGGCUGAGGAGGCUGAGCCAGAUGAGGAGUUUAAAGAUGCGAUUGAGGAGACCCACUUGGUGGUUCUGGAGGAUGAUGAGGGUGUCCCGUGCCCAGCAGAGGACGAGCUGGCCCUGCAGGACAACGGGUUCCUGAGUAAGAAUGAGGUGCUGCGCAGCAAGGUGUCUCGGCUCACGGAGCGGCUCCGCAAGCGCUACCCCACCAACAACUUCGGUGUGACAGGAGCAGGCAGUUCUUAAGGGCUCAGAGCAGCCAGGUUCCAGCAGUCCCCAGUAGCACUACACACAAGAAGUAUUACUCUGGUCCAGCAAAUAAUUUUCUAUUUCUACAACUUCUAAGUUAAGGUACUUAGUUGUUCCCAUUUUACAGAUGAGUAACCUGAGGUAAAAACAGUGCUUUGUCCAAAGACUUUAGCCUGGAAAUGGCAGAGCUGUGACUCAAAUUCAGAUCGUCUAAUUCGGCUCUUGUGUUCUUUGUACCUCUUCAUCCUCCCUCUCCAUUUUCCCUUUACUCUCAUGUGUGGAGUCCCUUGUUUUAUGCCUGUCCCGCUUUUGCAUUUGAUUUUUGAUUUGGAUAAUCUCUGCCAACAUGGGCAGAGGCCUUUUCAGUUUCCCUCAAGGAUAGCAAGGGCAGAAAGUGCUUCUUUUCCUAAACCCCUCUUAGCUCCUCAUCCUUCAAGACCACUCACUUCUUUUCCUUUUCUGAAAUGUUCUCAAGCUCUUUGCCCUGAGGACAGGUGUAGCAGCUCUGCUCCUGCAGCCUCUGCUCAUGGGUCUGGGUCCUGAGAGCAGGGCGAGGGGAGCUGCUUUGGGGGCUAUCUUUCUCCAUUUCAACUGCUAUAAUGAAAUACACUAAGCCGCGUGGCUUUUAAGUAGUGGAAAUCUUUCUCAGUUCUGGAGGCUGGAAGUCCAAGAUCAGGGUGUCAGCAGGAUCAGGUUCUGGUGAGGUCCAUUUCCGUCAUCAUAGACAGCACCUUCUUACUGUGUCCUCAUGAGAAGGUGGGAGGGUCACAGCAGUUCCCUGGGGCCUCUUUUAUAAGGGCACUAAUCCCAUUCACGAGGGCUCCACCCUCAUGACCCAGUCACCUCCCAGGGACCCUGCCUUGGGUGUUAGGAUUCCACAUGUGAAUGUUGGGGGACUGUAGCGGGGGCCAUUCUGUUUACCCCUGCCCGUGGAUGAGGGGAUGCAUGGGGAGAAUGAGGGCAGACUGUGCAGGAGCUUCUCUGUGGCCUCUGUGUGGGAGAGGUCUUGGUGGGGAGGGCCCUCCUUUGUCCUGGAGGCUCCGUGACUGUUGCCCUGGCAGGUCCCACUGGGCCUUAGUGCCCCUGCUCUCAUGGCCUCGGUGGCAUCAUCACAUGGUGAGUGAGGAUGGGUGAGUCCAGGCCGUUGCCGAGAAGGGGCAGAAAGAGUUGGUAGGUGUUGGAAGGGAACAUCACCUGAGUGAGGUGCUGUCAGUGCCCAGAGCCCUCCCUGGCUCUGGCCUGUGUGUGGGUUCACAGCUGUCUCACCAGCCCACUUGGCUGUCCUGGGCUGCUUGGCCCUGGCAUCCCAUUCAGUUCAGAGGAGCCCUUGGGCACAGGCCAGUGUCAGUCUUUGAGUAGCUCCUUUUGCCUGUCCCAUUCACCUGCCUCCCUUGUUAAGGAGAGGCUGGGGCAGGCUGGCUUCCCCAAAUUCUUAGUGUAGGGACAGAAUCUUGGAGCAGCCAGUUUCCUGGUUUGGCACCAGCAGCACGCUCGUUCUUCUCUUUCCCUGGCUGAUGGACAGAGUGGGCAUUUAUCUGAAGCGCUUUGGCCUCAGAUUUCCCCUGGCUCUAUCUCAGGUCUUCCUUUCCCUGAACCUAGGGAGUCUCCUUUAGCAAGAACUUCAGGUGAUUUUGGUUGGACAGAGGAAGGGACCACGUGUAGCCGUCAAUAAAGCUUUGGGGCCUUUGUGUGAAAGUGAGGCAUGGUGCUCUGUACCUGCCCAGACAGGUGGUCUGGCUGGGUCACAGCAGGACUAUGGGCCCCACAUCCCAGAAACCUCCUCCUUCCCUAUCUUUCCUCUCCCUUUACACCCUAUUGUUGUCUUCUAGCCAUUUUCUAAGCUGCCGUUGCCCCUCCACUGUUGCCGGGCACUUGGCCAUCCUGGCAUCUCUGGUGGUUUAGGCAGGACCUUGCCUUGCUCUGCGUCCCCCCAUGCCACUCACUGCCUACCACAAUUGAGCAUUCUACCCUUCAUGUCUUCUCGGAAUAUGCCUGGCUCUCAGCUUCUGUCCUACAGUCUUCAGGGGACAGAAAGCAGGAGUUUGGGUUUUUAGGAGGAGUUUCUGUCUUUAGCCUGUGGGUGGAGUAUUUGUAAGGCGUUGCUCUGGAAAGGGUCGUGUUAGGCAGGUGUCAUUUGGGAAUGCCUGUGGUCAGGUCCCUGCCAGCUUAGCUGGCUUUCCAGGAGUGGAUUCUGCUGGGUGCUCCUUGAGUUCUGUUGAACCUGCAGGUGGGGCCACUCAGCUCUGGAAGGGUUCAGGGACUGGUACCUAUGUAUGGCUGGAGACAUCAGUUCUCAGGGGCUAUCAGUGUUCUUAGUUUGAGUCCUUCUUUCUGGCUCUGAAUCUGGCCUUGCUCCCUGGCUCACUGUGUCCACCCAAGGAGGCUGGGCAGGUGUCCUGAGUAUCCCAUUUAGAAGUGCCAGGAGCAGGUGAGCGUGAGAGUCCUGGGAUGGGCGGGGACUGAGCUGCUGCUUCUGUU
This is a messenger RNA of Macaca mulatta (Rhesus monkey), 3765 nucleotides long. Lineage: Eukaryota; Metazoa; Chordata; Mammalia; Primates; Cercopithecidae. The record is from RefSeq and is a predicted model, not a curated record.